This is a messenger RNA of Ceratosolen solmsi marchali, 1795 nucleotides long. Its product is annotated as facilitated trehalose transporter Tret1-2 homolog. Gene Ontology annotation, cellular component: membrane. Lineage: Eukaryota; Metazoa; Arthropoda; Insecta; Hymenoptera; Agaonidae. Gene Ontology annotation, molecular function: transmembrane transporter activity. The record is from RefSeq and is a predicted model, not a curated record. Gene Ontology annotation, biological process: transmembrane transport.
UCGACAGCCGUCCAGGAGGAGAAGCGCGGAUAGAUCGAGUCGAGUGCGUGCGUGCGUGCGUGCGUGCGUGUACGAGCCGACGACGAUUCGGUCGCUCGGCUGUUCCGUGUGAAAAGAGAGCGAGAAACGGCAGUAACGCGAUGGUCAUUCGGCCGGCAGGUCGCGCAAGGUCCUCCGCUGGCUAAAAGCUAGACCUCGAGCAUCUUCUCCGGCGAGCAGACGUGUCAUGGAGAAAAGGAACGAUGUUGACGACGAGCGACUCUACCGUACUUGGAUUGCAAACUGUGACAACGGUACCGGACGAGGCCGAGGACAACUUUAAAGUUCCGAGAACUACAGUAGUACACAUGGCGUCGACGGCGACGAGACCGCAGCACAUGUCGCAGGUCCUGGCGACCUUGGCUCUGUCCAUGGGAACGUUGUCGUCGGGUUUGGCUAAGGGUUACACAUCGCCGGCUCUCGACUCCAUAUUAGAUAAUCAACCACCGAAUCUCUAUCAAUCUAACAACAACGGCACUUGGACGGCCUUCUCGGUAACGCUGCAGGAAGCCUCGUGGGUAGCCUCGUUGUCGAUGCUGGGCGCUUGGUUCGGCGCCAUGAUCGGUGACUGGAUAAUGCGGAAGGGCCGCCGGCUGGCCCUCCGACUGACCUCCCUGCCCCUGGCCGCAGCCUGGGUCCUCACCGGCGUCGCGCCCUGCCUCGAGCUCAUCUACACCACGAGCUUCAUUGGGGGCCUCUGCUGCUCCGUCAUUACGAUGGUCGCUCAGGUCUAUAUCUCGGAGAUCUCGUUGCCGGGGAUUCGCGGCUGCCUGUCGGCGAUGUUGAAGGUACUGGGUCACGUGGGUGUGCUCCUGUCCUACAUAGCGGGCUCGUACUUGAACUGGCGCCAAAGCGCCCUUCUCGUCGCCAUAGCACCCUCGAUGCUUCAAACGCCCUCUUAUCUCGUCCUCAAUGGCAAGGACGAGGAAGCGGCCAGCAGUCUUCAAUGGUUGCGUGGAUCCCACGUUGACAUUAGACACGAGCUCCAGGUCAUAAAAACUAACAUUUUGGCCUCGCGAGCCAAACAGUACGAGCUGACUUUCAAGAGCAGUAUGUUAGCGCCACGGUUGUACAAGCCAAUCGGUAUAACCUGCGGUCUCAUGUUCUUUCAAAGAUUCUCCGGGGCGAAUGCUUUUAACUACUACGCCGUCAACAUCUUCCGGCAGACUUUGGGCGGCACGAAUCCUCACGGGGCCACGAUUGCCAUUGGAUUUGUCCAGCUUUUAGCAUCGCUUUUGUCAGGCUUCCUUAUCGACAUCGUCGGCAGACUGCCGCUACUCAUCGCCAGUACCGUGUUCAUGUCGUUGGCUCUCGCUGGUUUCGGCAGCUACGCCUACUACAACUCCAUGUCCCAGAUGCAGAGUCUACCGGCGUCUUCGUACGCGGCGGAGGCUGCCGCCAGCGUCACCGGGCACCACGAUUGGAUUCCCCUCUUCUGCGUCCUCGUCUUUACAACGGCCCUGGCCUUGGGCGUCUCGCCCAUCUCCUGGCUUCUCAUCGGCGAGCUCUUCCCCCUCGAGUACCGGGGACUCGGCUCGAGCAUCAGCACGAGUUUCAGCUACUUCUGCGCUUUCGUUGCCAUUAAACUUUACAUGGACUUUCAGGAGACGCUGGGCCUGCACGGCGCCUUCUGGUUCUACGCGGCCGUGGCCGUGAGCGGCCUCUGCUUCGUCGUCUGCUGCGUGCCAGAGACCAAGGGUAAGCAGCUCGACGAAAUGAACCCGGAGUACGCACAGGCACGGUAGUAUAAGGCCUC